Molecule: messenger RNA, 1814 nt
Organism: Mangifera indica (mango)
Lineage: Eukaryota; Viridiplantae; Streptophyta; Magnoliopsida; Sapindales; Anacardiaceae
Product: chaperone protein dnaJ A6, chloroplastic-like
Exons: 8
Coding region: 218-1537 (439 amino acids)
Biological process (GO): response to heat; protein refolding
Cellular component (GO): cytoplasm
Molecular function (GO): heat shock protein binding; ATP binding
Source: RefSeq, a predicted model, not a curated record
AAAAUUUCUUCUCCAUUAGAUUCGGAAUCUCUAAGCUCAUCCUUGAGUUUACCUGCUCAGUGUGCUUCGCUUUUGCGACACAACUCACUGACCUGUCUCUCACCAAACGCAAGAGAGAGCCAGCUCAAGCGCCAAGCCACACAUAAAGUCAUUAUCAGCUUGCAGAAGGAUCUUUGGAUUAAUUUUUAAGCGCCUUUUCACUUGCUGAACAUUUUGAAUGGCCAUUGUACCUUGUGGUAGUACAUCGGUUGCUCAAUGGGGUAUUUGUCCUCAGUUUAUGAUAAGGUCCUAUAUGCCAACCAGGGCAUCAGCAUCCCAUUCUAGGUUAAGUUGUCUAGCAUCUCCAAGUUCAAGCUUAUUUUCACGUGAUUCCUUUUCAUUAUCAUCUUAUUUGGGGUCAUCUCAAACUUCACAUCGCCGUAGAGGAGCAAGAUUUGUUGUUAGAGCUGAUGCAGAUUACUAUUCAGUCCUGGGGGUGUCAAAAAAUGCCAGUAAAUCUGAAAUAAAAAGUGCCUAUCGGAAGCUUGCUAGGAAUUACCACCCAGAUGUGAACAAAGAACCUGGUGCAGAACAGAAAUUCAAGGAAAUAAGCAAUGCAUAUGAGGUCUUGUCAGAUGAUGAAAAACGAUCCUUAUAUGACAGGUAUGGAGAGGCUGGACUUAAAGGUGCUGGUAUGGGCAUGGGGGAUUUCAGCAAUCCUUUUGAUUUGUUUGAGUCACUUUUUGAGGGCAUGGGUGGUAUGGGCGGAAUGGGUGGCAUGGGGGGCAGGGCCUCCAGGAGCAGAGCAGUUGAUGGACAGGAUGAAUAUUACAGCCUUGUCAUAGAUUUUAAGGAAGCAAUUUUUGGAGUUGAAAAAGAGAUUGAGGUAACACGCCUUGAGAAUUGUGGGACUUGUGAUGGUUCAGGUGCAAAACCAGGGACAAAGCCAUCUAAAUGUACUACCUGUGGUGGGCAAGGGCAAGUUGUCUCAUCAGCAAGGACUCCUUUAGGGGUCUUUCAGCAGGUAAUGACCUGCUCUUCGUGUAAUGGGACUGGGGAAGUGUUUACUCCAUGCAACACAUGUUCUGGCGAUGGACGUGUGAGGCGAACCAAACGGAUCAGUCUGAAAGUUCCAGCUGGUGUGGACAGUGGUAGCCGUUUAAGGGUCCGCGGUGAAGGGAAUGCUGGAAGAAGAGGUGGAUCUCCUGGUGACCUCUUUGUUGUUAUUGAUGUUAUUCCAGACCCUGUACUAAAACGUGAUGACACCAACAUUCUUUACACCUGCAAAGUUUCAUAUAUAGAUGCCAUUUUGGGGACUACAAUCAAGGUCCCAACAGUGGAUGGCAUGGUUGAUUUGAAGAUCCCAGCUGGGACGCAGCCGAAUACAACUCUUGUUAUGGCAAGGAAAGGGGUUCCAGUACUAAAUAAAAGCAACAUGAGAGGAGAUCAGUUGGUACGCGUGCAAGUUGAAAUCCCAAAAAGAUUGAGCAGUGAAGAGAGAGAGCUUAUUGAGGAGCUUGCUGAUCUAAGCAAGGGAAAGACAGUGAGCAGGAGAUAGUUGAAUGUGCAUUUUUGUAUUUUCAAUUCUUAAUUUGCUUAUCUUUGAAAUUAUUUUAUUGGUUUGAUAGAUGAAACCUGGGAGCUUUGGAAAUCUCUAUUGAGCUGUGGAAGGGUUGCCCAAUUGUUGUUAGUGGUACUAGGUAAAAUUAUAUUAUAAUACUUUUGUCCCACAAAAUGAAGAUAUGUUCAGGGAAAUUAGAGGGUGAAAUGGGAGAUACAUCUCUCUUUAAUUUUGUUUUAAUACUUUUUACAGAAUAUACUUCUUUUUUUUUUUU